UUAAUUUACGCAGACUACGACCUACAAGAUGUGUAAUUAUACCCAAAUCGCCUUACUUGGCUUCAGCUUCUUAUUGGUAUAAAAGUACACAUGACUAAUUUCAUCCAUAGUGUCUCACGGACUCAAUCAAAAAGGAAAGAUAGUCAGUGAAGUUGCAAACCAAUUGAAAAAGAUGACCGACAAAAAAUUUAUGGAUUUAAAAAUCAGAACAUGGUUCAAAAUGAACAACAUUAAAGGAAACGCAAGAAUGUGCAAAGCCGAUUUCGCAGAAAUAGCAGACAUUUUCAAACGUGAAUAUGAACUACAAGAUCCACAGUAUUCGGUGUUAAAGAAAUGGUUGUGUGAAGGAUGGGAUAUUUUAGUGAAGGAAGGACAAGAUUUGGCAAAUUCUGGCAAAAAUGGCGGAUUGACUCCUGACAACGCAGCGUUGGUUUUUGAGAUUACCGAAAUGCUGAAUAGAGGCGAAGCAAUAACGGAGGACCAAUACGCCAAUGCAUUUGAACAACUUGUUGAAGUAAAUAAAGGUCUGUUUCAGAAAAAUUUUGAGAUGAUGGUGGGUUCAUUUUUUGACAUUUAUGAUACGGAUCACGACGGUGAGAUAAAUACCGACGACAUGAUUCGAGGUUUACGUUGUCUAGGAGUCCAACAAGAUGAAGCUGUGAAAAUGAUGUUUGCUAAUAUAGACACGGAAAAAAAGGGGAAAAUAUCAAAACCCGUUUAUGUGGGUGAAUGGGUUGAGUUCAUGCUUGGAACUCGCAAGGAUGGAGCUAUCGCUAGCGUUUUGUGUCGACAGUAAAUUACUUUAACAGUUUGACUUCGUUUAAUUUCAAUUUGUAUGUAGUAAGUAACAAAAAGCUGUGUUUAUUUGAAUAGUUUUACGUCAAUAAUCUGGUGUAUUUAUCAUGUAUAGUGUAUGCAAAUAAAUGUUUAAGAUGAAGGUUUA
This is a messenger RNA of Mytilus californianus (California mussel), 943 nucleotides long. RefSeq lists its product as uncharacterized. Lineage: Eukaryota; Metazoa; Mollusca; Bivalvia; Mytilida; Mytilidae. The record is from RefSeq and is a predicted model, not a curated record. Gene Ontology annotation, molecular function: calcium ion binding. The transcript has a single exon. The coding region runs from base 173 to 796 and encodes 207 amino acids.